AUGGCAAAAGCAAGAGAGGAUGUGUUAAUGGAUGAUAAAUAUGUGAAGAUGUUCAACAGGGUCCUGAAAGAAUUGAUGGACGUUAUGGCUGUGAACAUUGUAUUGGACAUUUUUACCCAAGAAUUGAACAAGGAAGUGGGAGGCGAAGCUAUCAAACCAUCCAUAUACCAAAUAUUGUUGUUGCUGCUACAAAACGUGAAAAGAAAAUGCAAAGAAGGCCUCAAAAAACACGAUGAAUUGUGGCGAUUCAUUAGGAACAAAAUGAAGGUAGCUUUUGAUCACACUGAAAAAAAGUUAGCAAUUGUACCAAACACAUAUAAGCACAUGGAAAAACGCAACCAGGCAGCGCCCAUUGUUAUACAGCGGGCCUGGAAGAAGCACGUAGACAAACGCAACCAGGCAGCAACCAUUGUUAUACAGCGGGCCUGGAAGAAGCACAUAGACAAACGCAAACAGGCAGCAACCAUUGUUAUACAGCGGGCCUGGAAGAAGCACAUCGACAAACGCAACCAGGCAGCAACCAUUGUUAUACAGCGGGCCUGGAAGAAGCACAUAGACAAACGCAAACAGGCAGCAACCAUUGUUAUACAGCGGGCCUGGAAGAUGCACAUUAGAAAACGCAACCAGGCAGCAGCCAUUGUUAUUCAGUUUGCCUGGAAGAAGCACAUGGACAAACGCAACCAGGCAGCAGCCAUUGUUAUACAACAGGCCUGGAAGAAGCACAUGGACAAACGCAACCAGGCAGCAGCCAUUGUUAUACAACGGGCCUGGAAGAAGCACAUGGAAAAACGCAACCAGGCAGCAGCCAUUGUUAUACAACGGGCCUGGAAGAAGCACAUGGAAAAACGCAACCAGGCAGCAACCAUUCUGUCGCAUUGGAGAAAAGGUUUUAAGACAGGACAGCAGAAGAAAGCAGUCAGAAAGGCUAUGGUCAGAAAGUUAGAAACUGAUCAUAGGUUUCAGAUUUUUAAGAAAGUCUCUGAGUUUUGCCAACAGAUAUAUGAAACCAAGUUGCAUGGAGGGUCGAUCCAUGAACAGUGUUUGAUCCUCAAUAAGGCAGCCUUAAUUAUGGAGACAUGUUUAACCAGUUUUCAGAAUAGGUGGCUGAUUUUGCGUGAAGAAGAAAGUGCCAGGAGAAUUCAGGCAUGGUACAAAGGCAAAAAAAGAGCAGCUGUGACUAUCCAGGCCUUCUAUAAAGGUUUUAAAACAAGAUCCAGAUACCAAAGGAUAAAGAAAGCCACAUUGCUAAUCCAAGCUGGUUCGAGAGGUCUUGUAAAGAGAAGAAAAUACAGACGUAUGAAGAGAGCCACGAGCACCAUACAGAGGGCUUAUAGGAACUACUGCCACAACAAACUUGUCAAGUAUGAACCAUUUCGUGAGCAUCUAGAUAUUUAUCUUAGUCUGGAUCCGUUUGUGAGGAAUAAUGCACAAGGCAGACAUCUAACAAAAACGGCAGAGAAUGAAUGUCGAAAACUUCACUGCUCCCUACAAGAUAUAUCCUCACUGUUCCAAGCUCUAGGAAGAUUGUCUGAACAUUUUAUAGGAGAGAGAUUCUUACCAGAACGAAUCAAUGAUGGCACAAUGCUCUUAGAAAGAUCAGUAAAAACAGAUGCUUAUGUCUCCAAAUCACAGCUGUUUAAUGUUAUAUCAACUAUACAGAAUGUUCUUCAUACAGAUUUUGUUGGAAUUCAUGCCCAGGCCAUUCCAUCAGUGAAGGCUUUCGCUUACUGGUUGUCUCAGUGUUACAGUGAAACACAGAAAGUCAACUUAGACGGGGAUAAAAUUGUACAUGUAUCUUUGAUAUCUACACUUCUGGAUUCUAUUGUUCCAAAGCUCUCAAAAGAGAUACCAGAGAAGAUGGUUCAUUCCACUGCUCACGUAUUACUGUCAAUUACCACCACUGUCAAGCCAAAGUUCCUCUUACAUCGGUCCAGUACACAGACCCUGUGUAAACGUGCUAGUCAAGAAGCUUAUGAUGGACGCACUGUUGAAGUGCAGGUAUACGGAACCUUAUCACACAGUCUUAUCCUCCCCUGGCCAAACGAGAAUGACUUGGAUCAGAAAUGGGCCAGUAGAGCUGCAGAUCACCAGGCGUUCUUUAGACAGCUGGCCAGACAUUCCCUACAUCUUAAAGACACCAGGACCCUCACAGCAAACAAAGGCUUUCAGGAAGAAGGUAAAUCUGUAAUAAAGAGGACUGCGCAGACCUCUAGGAAUUGGAUUAAGAAUGUUGCUAGAGAGGUUGUAAAAAGUGAACAGAUCUGUUACCAGUCGUUACAGGGAGUUAUAGAUGUGACCCCAGCUGUGUUUUCUGUCUACCUACAUCAACCAGAUGAGGCCGACUCCUUGAUGAGUUUCUUCUUAGCCUUGUUCCAGGAAUUUAGGAUUCAGAUGGGCGUGGUCUUGGCAGAGCAAACUAAACAGACAUUUAUGACCCUCUGUACACAAGAGCAGAUAGCAGAAAGUAAAUGUCAUGAAAUCACAGCUUCCCACAGAGUUGUAGAGAAGUUGUUUAAGAUUUCAGAACUUAUUGAACAAGAGCCUGGGUCAGCUUUCAAAGCAUUUUUACCAAAUGUGAUAUCGAUGUGCAUGGAUCCGAUUUAUCCACUAAUAACACAGCGUCCAUUGCCUGACAUUAAAGUUAGUCUGUAUAGAUUAGUCCAUGAGUUAAUGAUGAACAACUGGAGAUAUUUCUUCAAAGGAAGUGUAAUGAAGACAAUAAGUGUACAGUACACUCCUCAGAAUGGAAACGGAGAGAUUCAGAAUGGAGAGGAGUUUACUGCCAUAAUGCAGGAGAAAAAGGAAAAGAAGUUCAAGGUAGAUGAAAUGAAGAAGCCUAAAAAAUUAGGGAGAAUGAGAAGAGUAGCACACUGGUUUAGAAAGACCUUUUUUAGUUGUGGAGGAAAAUCCAGUUCCUAA
Saccostrea cuccullata (small rock oyster) is the source of this 2919-nucleotide messenger RNA. RefSeq names its product exportin-6-A-like. Gene Ontology annotation, biological process: protein export from nucleus. The coding region runs from base 1 to 2919 and encodes 972 amino acids. The record is from RefSeq and is a predicted model, not a curated record. The transcript is spliced from 20 exons. NCBI's taxonomy places the organism in Eukaryota, Metazoa, Mollusca, Bivalvia, Ostreida, Ostreidae. Gene Ontology annotation, molecular function: protein binding; nuclear export signal receptor activity.